Molecule: messenger RNA, 584 nt
Organism: Condylura cristata (star-nosed mole)
Lineage: Eukaryota; Metazoa; Chordata; Mammalia; Eulipotyphla; Talpidae
Product: cytochrome c oxidase assembly protein COX14
Exons: 2
Coding region: 190-363 (57 amino acids)
Biological process (GO): mitochondrial respiratory chain complex IV assembly
Cellular component (GO): mitochondrion
Source: RefSeq, a predicted model, not a curated record
CGAGCGGGAGGUGACAGAGUGGCUGUCCUAGCCAAUAGCGCCUCAGCGUCCAGAGUUGUUCCCGGGCCGCUCCUCUCACGUGUCUGCUCCUGGGGCCUGUGUCCCGGCGCCGGGAAGUUGCGCGACCGCGGUGGUAAGACGUGCGCGGACACCUCGACCGGGCGGACCGGUGCGGCACCAGGGGACAACAUGCCAACUGCCAAGCAGCUAGCUGACAUUGGCUACAAGACCUUCUCCGCUUCCAUGAUGCUCCUCACUGUGUAUGGCGGCUACCUCUGCAGUGUCCGAGCCUACCACCUUUUCCAGCGGCGCAGCUCUCGGCGCCAGGCUGCAGAAGAACAGAAGCCCUCAGGAGUCCUGUAGAGCUGGGCGACUCUUUUCUUUAAGCAGAGAGGCCUGAGGCAUGCUGUGGAAAGACCUCACCUGCAGUCAUUUCCAAGUCAAGAGGACUAUGGUUUUCAAACCCCGCUGCAAAGAAGUUCCCUUGUUCUGUCUGGUACUGCCAGUUUGGGGAGCCUGUUGAAUCAUCACAGGAAUGGGAGGGUGAGACCCACCUGUAGACAUUAAAUAUCUUGCCAUGUCUG